GGGUUGCUUCAACUUGAGCGCAGACUGCAAACGGGCGCGGGACGGUAACGGCGACGCUUGUCCAAGACGCCCACCAUCCCGCAAGGCCAGCGAACAGCUCCUCGCCCUGUUCUCGCCUCUCACAACGACAGCACCGACGACGACCACACCCAGCCCGUCCUGCCGCUCCAGCAAUUGGUUAUACCUCUUAACUUAUCAUCAAACGCUGCCUACGCUGGUCGUACAUAUCUACCGCCAGCCCGCGGCCGUCCACUCAUUACAGACCGCCCACCAUGGCCUCGUUACUCGCACCAAGAGCACAGGAGCCCCGGAUCUCCCAGCUCCUCCCCACUGUCAAAUGCUCAGACUGCAACCAGCCCGUUCCGCUCACAGAGCUAGGAGAGCACAAAUGCGAAGCGCCCCCGCCUCUUCCUACCCCGUCCAAGUCGCCCACCGUCGCGUCAUUCCUACCCCAGCGACUGCAGAACCUCGUCUCGACCAGUCCCAAGCCCAUGUCUCCUCCCCCGCGCCAGCCCCCGCCCAAAGCGUCGCUACCGGCCACGCCAAGCAGCCCACCGCAGCAACAACGCCGCGGCACGCUCUUGUCCGGACGACCGCGCCAGUCGUCGAUCUCCUCCACCGCGUCGUCUGCCUAUUCGCCGCCAAUGAAGUCCAUUCCGAUCCCCACGCGUCCAGACAACGACCGACGUGACACCGUGUCCUCCAUAUCGUCGAGAUUCACGUCGCGCACGGCGUCGUCCCCGCGUGGUCCUCAGUCGAUCAUCAGCGAUGCACGGGCACGGACGGCCUCGAUCACCUCCAGCCGCUCGGGCAUGAGCAGUAGCUCUGGGGGGACUGCGCGCCCAUCCUUUUUGUCUGGCAGGGACUCGCGACCAACACCGCCGCUGGACCUGCGAUCAGCGUCCGGGCCGUUGAAGACGCCUCCGGAUGAACAGCGUCGCCCCUCAUUUGGGUCGGCAAGGGAGCCGUCGUCACCACUGUCGAUACACCCACCCACCAGCCCCUCACGCACGCCAAAUUCGCCACCAUUGGACAAUGCACGACCCGCUCCUUCUACAUAUUUCCCAGCUACCGCAUCUCCUAAUGUUGGUCGAGGUGGCGCGUUGCCGCCCAUUGGCACCCCUCCUACACUUGAACAUACCCGCGGCGCUUCAUACAUGUCCCAGCGACCUUCCAUGGAACAGCGACCUUCUAUCGACCGCCGACCAUCCGCCGACGAGCCGCGCGACAUGCCUCCUCCUGCCUCGAACAUUAGCACUGAAAUCGGAGGGGAGGCAGGCAUGGCGGGUGUUGGUCGGCGGGGAUUCGCUGCCGCGGCACGCGUCGCAUUGCUCGUUAUGCCUCCAGGUGGAGCACCUCAGCAACAGUCAAUGGAUGGUCGACUCGGUGGGUACCGCGCUAAUGCCCCUACAUAUCUGGACAUUGGGUCAAAUAAUUAUUCUAAUGGUGGUACGCCUCCUUUGUCGCCUGCAUCCGGCUAUUCCUCGCCCUCGGCCCUCGCCUCACCCGUCUCUCCUAUCGCCAAAACGCGCUCGCCGUCGCCCAUGCAGCCGCCAGCCGCCCUCAACGAUCCCGCCAUGUCGUCUAAUCCCUCAUCACCGUCCUUGUCUUCUAUGAAAUUGCCCUUCUUCGAGAAGUUCCGCAAUAACGCGCCCCCUAAUGAUAUAUCCCAGCCUAAUUCCAUUCUCAACCUCGACAAUGAUGCACGCGAGCGACGCAUGUCCUCCCGGCGGUCGCGGUCGGCUAGCGUCAGCAGCAAGCGCAUGACGCGUACAUCCAUGUCGGGGUCCGAGGUCGGCCUUGCCUACGCGGACUCGGAUGAAGAGGACGAUGCGCCGCCAGUGCCUCAGCUGCCGGAUUCCGUCAAACACGAGAGGAGGAGCCGCAUACAGAGGAGAGGCGACGAUAUCACUCCGCGUGGAAGUCGCCAGCCGGACGCUGAGUCGGACGUAUCUGCAUACUCCGACGACGAAGGCUUGCUAUCGCGGCCGAGAGGCAACUCCAAGGCCAGCGACGAUGCCUUGACGAAUCCUUUCGGCGGCCCUUCCGAACCUGGCAGCCCGCCGCAACACACGACUCGCUUAGCAGGAAGGACGAGCACCGGCACCCGCAGCACCUACUCCCGCAAGACCAGCAUGACCGCCGACUCGCCCCUCAUUCGCGCUGGCCUCCUCGAGCGUCUGAUGGAGGACGUGUCGACCGAGGAACCUAUGCCGAAGCCCUCGCUGACGAAGAGUAAGUCGGAGCGCGUGUCGAGUUCGCACGGCAGUCCCCAUACGCCGAUGCGCAGCAAUACCGUGCCUUACUCUCCGGAAGCGCGCCCUCCCAAGCUGCCCAGUCGGACGCGGACGAACGGCUCGUCCUCAGAAAAGCGCCCCAAGAAGCCGAAGGUCUGCAUGAAGUGUACGGAGGCGAUCAGCAACGGCCGAUAUAUUCAAGUGGAGGACAACAUCCUCUGCGAGCGUUGCUGGAAGCAUAUGUACCUUCCGAAGUGCCGACGGUGCAAUCUCCCGAUCGAGAAGCAGGCCGUCCGGAGCAGAGAAGGCAAGCUCAAGGGGCUUUACCAUCGGGAAUGCUUUGGUUGUGCGGUUUGCCAUAAACCCUUCACUGAUAAAGAGUUCUAUGUGUAUGACGAGAAACCUCUAUGCGGCUACCACUAUCAUGAAGCCAACGGAUCGCUCUGUCGAGCUUGUGGCGAAGGAAUCGAAGGGCCUUGCGCUGUGCCAUUCCCUGGAGCCAAGUACCAUAAGGACUGCUUCACUUGCGGUCAUCCCGGCUGCAACACUAUUUUGGUUGAGUUCUGGGAGGUCAACUCGAAGUUCAUGUGCGAAAGGCAUGUGCCAGCACAGCGCCUGUCCGGCGGCUACGACGACGACUGGGAAGCGCCGCCCAUGUCGGCGAAGCGUGUGACGAGGUUUAUUGACCUAGGCGGGAUACCCGGCCUUCCUGGCACGGACGAUGGCGCGGACUCUGGAUUACGCUAGCCACAAAACGGGACUUUCAACUUACGGACCGUGGAAACAUACAUACCUACGCGCGCGCUCUUUGCGGAACCACACGUCGCCACACUUGCAUCUACUUCCCCUUUGCGCGGCCUACCUACGCCAUCGCAACUUGGCUACUUUGCAUGCUUUCCUAUAACUUUAUCGCGCUCCCUAUACCACGGCGGAUGUACUGUAUCCAAUACCUUCUUCGUUUUCCCUUUUCUAUCUCUUCCUUUGGCUUGUACACUCGGGGAUUCGUGGUGGUGGCAGGGCUGUUGCUUUUGGAGUUGUUCAUCUUAGCUGACUAGUAGGAACACUCUGACUAUUGAGCUUGCAGUCGAAUUU
Messenger RNA from Schizophyllum commune H4-8, 3329 nucleotides. RefSeq lists its product as uncharacterized. The transcript has 5 exons. Gene Ontology annotation, cellular component: Z disc; nucleus. The record is from RefSeq and is a predicted model, not a curated record. NCBI's taxonomy places the organism in Eukaryota, Fungi, Basidiomycota, Agaricomycetes, Agaricales, Schizophyllaceae. Gene Ontology annotation, molecular function: transcription coregulator activity. Bases 273 to 2984 code for a protein of 903 amino acids.